This is a messenger RNA of Rhincodon typus (whale shark), 3607 nucleotides long. It is a transcript of the gene hic1, whose product is annotated as hypermethylated in cancer 1. Gene Ontology annotation, molecular function: RNA polymerase II cis-regulatory region sequence-specific DNA binding; DNA-binding transcription factor activity, RNA polymerase II-specific; protein binding. The coding region runs from base 162 to 2024 and encodes 620 amino acids. The record is from RefSeq and is a predicted model, not a curated record. The transcript has 2 exons. NCBI's taxonomy places the organism in Eukaryota, Metazoa, Chordata, Chondrichthyes, Orectolobiformes, Rhincodontidae. Gene Ontology annotation, biological process: regulation of transcription by RNA polymerase II. Gene Ontology annotation, cellular component: nucleus.
GUUGCCCUGCUCCUCGCUCCCUCUGUCUCCCCUCUAUCUGUUCUGUCCUCUCUCUCACUGGCUCUCACUUUCCCUCCCCCUGUACUGUCCCUACCCCCUCCUCACCCUUUCACUCCACCCCCAUUAAGGGGCUCAGUGUGAGCCGCCGCUCGGUGGCUGCGAUGAUCAUCCCGCGGUUUUCCAGCCCCGACUGGACCCACUCUCUGCCUCCAGGUGGGGACAUGAUGCCCAUGCUGGAGCCCAUGGAGAUGCCCAACCACGCCAAGCAGCUCCUGCUACAGUUGAACCGACAGCGCACCAAGGGUUUCCUCUGCGAUGUGAUCAUUGUGGUACAGAACGCUUUGUUCCGGGCCCACAAGAACAUCCUGGCGGCCAGCAGUGUCUACCUCAAAUCCCUGGUGGUUCACGACAACCUGGUGAACCUGGAUCCGGAGAUGGUGAGCCCCGCUCUAUUCCGGACUGUGUUGGAUUAUAUUUACACCGGGGCUUUAGCUGAGGCUGACUUGUGUAAUGAGCAGAACCUGGGGGCUAUCCUGGCGGCGGCCAGUUACCUGCAGCUGCCGGACCUGGUGGCUCUGUGCAAGAAGAAGCUGAAGCGGAACGGCAGCUAUGUUCACAUGAGGGCCGGCCUGGGCCUGGGCCUAGGCCUCGGCCUCUCCUCAUACGGGAAGCUGGGCCGGGGCCUGAGGAGCAGCACCCCGGUUAUUCAGUCCUGUUACUCGGUGGGCUCCAGGCUGCUCGACACACCGCCGGCCCACAGCAUCAACACCCAGGCCGGGGAGCUGUAUGCACCCCCACCGACCCAGAGCUCCCGGCUCCCUGCUGCUGACAUGGGCCUGGCCGAACACGGCUCCCCGCAGCUGCUGGGCCUCGACCUGUCCAAGCGGAGCCCCCUGGGGGGUAGUAGCCAGCCCCGGGAUGAGCGGGAACAGGAGGCCGGACACAGCAGCCCCCAGGCCGGCUCCCUCCUCAGUAACGGCCUAUCGGGCCCCUCUCUGCAGCCCGGGGAUGGGGACAACGGGCUGUCCCCGGACGGCAGCAGCGGCUUCAGGGGAGGACAGGCACCAGGCAGCGACAGCCAGAGCCGGCCUGACCCCUCGGACCAGGCUCUGUGUCAGUGGCUGAAGCAGGAACCGCCCAGUCAGUUCACAGAAGAGGCGAGGCCCAGGCCAGGGUCAGGGCCCGGGCCCAGCCCGGGGGGGCCCAGGUAUCGCACUGCAGCUGGCGACGAGGCCGAAGACGAGAAGAGCAGCUGCGAGGACACGAGCAGCGAGGAGCCAUACGGCCUGGGCCUGGGCCUGGGCCUGGGCCCUGGGCCUCUGCAGCGGUUACAGUGCGGACACAUGAGCUUCGAGCCUGAGAACCUGGGCGAUAACCUGUACGUGUGUAUUCCCUGUGGGAAAGGCUUUCCCAGCUCAGAGCAGCUCAAUGCCCAUGUGGAGAGCCACACCGAGGAGGAGCUGCUGCACCGAGAACUGGCUGAACAGAGUAGCCCCUACGUGGGCAAGAGCAGCCCUGGCCUGGGGGACCUCAUCCGGCCGUACCGCUGCUCAAGCUGUGAGAAAUGCUACAAGGACCCAGCCACCCUCCGGCAACACGAGAAGACCCACUGGCUGACCCGGCCCUACCCCUGCAGUAUCUGCGGCAAGAAGUUUACCCAGAGGGGCACCAUGACCCGCCACAUGAGGAGCCACCUGGGCCUCAAGCCAUUUGCCUGUGAAGCAUGUGGCAUGCGCUUCACCCGCCAGUACCGCCUCACUGAGCACAUGAGGAUCCACUCUGGGGAGAAACCGUACGAGUGUCAGAUCUGUGGGGGGAAGUUUGCCCAGCAAAGGAACCUCAUCAGCCAUAUGAAGAUGCACACAGGAGACUGCAAGGCCAGGCUGGAGCUGGGUGACACGCUCUACCCCCUCAAAGUGGGUGCCAGUCACCAGGACAAAGUGCCUGACCUCCCACCACCAGCCUCACUGCAAGACCCUGCACUCCUCCUACCCCCUGGCCCUGGCUCAGGACCUACCCAUUGAUUUGGGAGCAAGGAGGGGGUUACAGAGUUGACUCAGACUGGAGAGUGUGGGCACAUUCACCCAGGAAUGGCCACUGUGUGUUCUCUUCCCAGCCUGGAAUCUGAGGUCACUGAAUCCAAAUCCUGGGAGGUUCCAGGCUCCUCUCUCCCCUAAGCCACUUUCACAAACUACUCCCCCCUUCUCUACCCUUCCCACCCCAGUUAGACACUUCCCCUGGGAGGGGGUCAGUUACUGUGAGGGGUUUGGAAGCAGGAGGACUGGGGGUUGUAAGGGGAUUGUAUCUCACUCACUGUGAAACUCAUCCAGAAAUGGGGAGCAACCACUAGCAGAGGGACAUGCUGAGAUCCCUUUCAAGGUUUGAACCAAUGAAAAACUGAGAGCUACCACUCCUUGUCUCUUUUAACCAGCUUCCUGUCCAAAGCAGUUUAAACCAAAGCCACUGAGCUCUCGGCACGAGGGGUAGUUUAUUUCAACUGCUUUCAUCAGUUAUUCUAUUCUAAUUGUUUGUGAUAUUGAUGUCUGUCUCCUAACCCUUAUCCCACCAUUUUCACUUGCUCUUACAUUCACACAUUGCAUUAAUCCGAGCCACUUGCCCAGCCAGUUUGGUUUUGGCAUCCCACCCCAUCACCUACUUCUCCAGGAGCCCAGUCCCCAGGUACCCACCUCACCUACCUAGAGGCUCUGUACAUAUUUCAUUCCAAACACAAAUCAGCAAAUGGAACACCGUUCAAACUGUUCAAACUCUGAACACUGUAACCGAGACAAUCACAAGUGAGCUGACAGAGGAGUUACUCACUUCAUCAGCAUGUUUCAGUUGAAUGGCGCAGUCUCCGAUUCGGAUUCAGUCCCAGUGAGAUUUAAAUGGACGGAUCUCUCACUUUUAAAGACAGAAACUGAGCUGGAAAUCAGACACAGGGCUUGGUGAAUUGAAAAUAAAUUUUGCUGAUGCAUUAAACGGAACAAGAGAAAGUUUAUAAAGUGAGAUCGUACUUGACAAACCAUCUGGAAGUUUGCAGAGAUCAGACGGUGGAACGGGUAAGAAGUUAGUUCCUCAAAAUAAACCAGAUAAGUUUGGAGAAUUUGGGCGCCACUUAUUAAGUGCAGUAUUUUAGCAUGAGAUGCAACUUGCCAGUAAUGUUACCUUCAUGUUUUUUGCAGGGAUUUGUAAAGAUUGCCUAUUUUGUAUGGUCCUAUUGAAGCGGGUGGGGGAAAUGUAUGCACAGUGUCAUCAAUUGUGUCCCUGAGACACUCUGCUGGAAAUUCAAUGCAACCAAAGUUGGUCUGUAUAGACUCGCACCCAAAUGGUCUUUUUUUUAAAAAAAAGAAGUUUUAAAAAGCCAAAAUACAAUUCACAUAAUGUUGCAAUACAAGAAAACAGUAUUUUUAUAAUUUUUUGCAUUAAAAUGAAUGUAUUUAUUGCAUGUAUUUGUACUGUUUAUAUUUCCAAUCAGUCUGUAUAAAGUGCUUCGGUGGGAUAAUGUUUCUAUAAUUGUAUUUUUGUAAAUGAGCAAACAAAAAAUUUUCACCGUGAAACUUGUUUCUAUAAAAACACCAAAUAGCAAUUAAAAGGUUAUAGACAUGUC